Molecule: messenger RNA, 835 nt
Organism: Morus notabilis
Lineage: Eukaryota; Viridiplantae; Streptophyta; Magnoliopsida; Rosales; Moraceae
Product: probable ADP-ribosylation factor GTPase-activating protein AGD5
Exons: 3
Coding region: 1-570 (189 amino acids)
Molecular function (GO): GTPase activator activity
Source: RefSeq, a predicted model, not a curated record
AUGUCAAUAACAAAACAGUGCAACCACAGUCAAAAGAUUAAGAGGAGCAAGAAGGUCAUGCUAAGGAGUGAAGAGAUAGGAAAAGAGGGCAAAUCCGUUUUCCCACUAUACAAUCCACAGCAGUUCAAAUUAGAAUCAAUGGUCACUCCUGUUCCAAAGCCGCAAGAAGUUCAAAAAGUAGAACCAGUUGUCCGACAGCCUGAAGCAACAGAGCAGGUUGCUGAUACAGCUCCUGUUGCCACCCCUCCGAAAGUUGAUUAUGCUACUGACCUUUUCAACAUGCUAUCCAUGGAUGGUCCAAAUGAAAAUGGUUCAGAGACAGCAUCUGCUGAUGAUAAUGCCUGGGCAGGUUUUCAAUCUGCUCAAGAAGCAUCAACAGCUGAGAAAACUGUUCCACCAAAACCAGUUGAGAGCAGUAACAAGUCUAAUUCUGGACUUGAGGAUCUCUUUAAAGAUACACCUAUAAUUACACCAUCUGUUUCUGAAAAACCCCAAAAGGACGUGAAGAAUGAUAUCAUGAGUCUAUUUGAGAAGGUAAGUUCUGCAUUUUGUUUUCUAAUUAGAAUCUAAGAAAAAUAUCUUAUUUGCUUGGCAGUUUGGAAAAUAUGUUGCUCUCUUUUGCUAGUUUGGACAGCUGGUGACUUUGUGAAAGAAUCAAAUAUUUGAUCUCGGGAGUUGAAGAGUAAAUAUCUAGAUAUUGAACGUUUGGACUCUAAGACGCAUUAUGUGGUAGGCGGUAGGCUGUCUAAUGCAAGGACAAUAUUUCUGCCAUGCGUGGUGAAUGCUUAUGCGAGGAAUCAAGUAAUAGUAACAGGGUUCGGCAUUAAAAAAAAAA